GUGAUUAGAAUGCGUGUGGUUUUGGAAAAUGUAAUUGUGCGAGUGGCCGAGGGGGGGCAGCAGAGGGUGUACCAGAAUACAGUGCGGCGGCGCGGGGAGGAGGAGGAGGAGGAAGUGAGAGAAGUAACGUGGGGAAAACAAGGAGGAAUUGAUCAAGUAUGAAGGACUCGCUGACGCUGCUGAGCAGAGUAAGCGCUCAUCCGGACUCCCGCUGCUGGUUCCUGGCAUGGAACCCUACUGGAACUCUAUUAGCAUCUUGUGGAGGAGAUAAGACCAUCCGGAUUUGGGGCAAGGAGGGGGAUAACUGGGUCUGUAAGACAGUCCUUGGAGAAGGUCACCAGCGCACAGUCCGGAAAGUAUCAUGGUCACCCUGUGGUAACUACCUAGCCUCUGCUAGUUUUGAUGCCACCACUUGCAUUUGGAUGAAAAAGAACAAUGACUUUGAGUGUGUCACCACCCUUGAGGGACAUGAGAACGAGGUGAAGUCUGUGGCCUGGGCACCUUCUGGAAGCCUUUUGGCAACAUGCAGCCGUGACAAGAGCGUGUGGGUUUGGGAAGUUGAUGAAGAGGAGGAAUAUGAGUGUGUCAGUGUCCUAAAUUCACACACACAGGAUGUAAAGCAUGUAGUCUGGCACCCUAACCAAGAGUUAUUAGCCUCAGCCAGCUACGAUGACACAGUGAAGUUGUACCAUGAAGAAGAGGAUGACUGGGUGUGUUGUGCCACUCUGGAGGGUCACACAUCCACUGUAUGGAGUUUGGCUUUUGAUCAAACUGGGGAGCAGCUGGCCACCUGCAGCGAUGACAAGACUCUGCGGAUCUGGAGACAUAUUCGAUCUGGAGAAGAGCAAGGUAAAAAAGAUCCCACCUGGAAGUGUGUAUGUACCCUGACUGGAUACCAUACCAGGACAAUCUAUGAUGUUAACUGGAACCAUCUGACAGGUGCCAUUGCUACAGCCUGUGGAGAUGACGCUAUUAGGAUUUUUGAAGAAGACACUGAAUCUGAUCCUCUGCAGCCGACAUUUUCUCUGACAGCCCACAUGCCCCGAGCCCACUCCCAAGAUGUCAACUGCGUGGCAUGGCACCCAAAGGAGCCCAGUCUCUUAGCUUCUUGCAGUGACGAUGGAGAAAUGGCUUUUUGGCAGUAUCAGAGGCCAGAGUAGUUUAGAAAUGGGUUGCCCUAAAAUACAAAUUAUGACUUAGAAAUUACUUCUAACCUGAAGGAGAAACAGAAAAUGCAGGUCAUUUCAUUUAUCACUAUAUCGAUCACCUUCUCUUCCUUACGUAUCAAGUCAGCUCAGCGUAAUCGGAUUUGUGGAUUUCUUCAGGAAUGAAUUCUAACAGUGACCACCACUUCUUACAGCUCAUUACUGUGUCCUUACUCAUUUUCAUGUUUAAUAGUAGUGUGCAAUUCGGAAAUAAAGGAUUGCUAAAAAAUACAGAGUUCAUAUGCAUUUAGGAAACCUGUGAAAUAGGGAUUAACCCUUUUAGUACCAAGGCUUUAUGUAAUACAAAUAGUGUAACUAAAAUGUAUAAAAUUUUCCUCCCACUAUUUCCUGGAGUCCAAAGGCAGCAAAUAAACUAGUAGUAAGCAAAGCAAUUAGUAUAAUUAACCAUAGACCAAUGAGAGUGAGUGUCCGUGCAUAAGAAGCAGUGACAAACAACCUAAUGUGUAUAUUAUUCAGCAAUACUUUAUAAUGGGCGAGUAUCCAGUGCUGCUCUGACUCUAGGAAACACAUUUUCAUAAGCAAAUUAUAUACUUUCUGAUCAUUCUUCAUGCAGCGCAUGAAUAGGACAUCAACCCAAUAUUCUAUAGGGAGGGUCACUAUGCUUUGGACGCUCCUUGAAUCACCCUUCUUCAAAUGGAUGACCCUUCUGCUGACAACAUUCAAAGGGUAAUGUUUCAUUAAUGUAGAAGAGAAUGCCCUGGUGGCAACCCUACAUAUUUCUGCCCAAGAUGCAGCAGUAGCACUAGACUCUCAGCAGCAUAAGCAGUUUCAUUACUUGUUUUUUUCCUUUAUUUUGACCAAAGUAUUGAAGAAAAACAGCUUCAGACUGUCUAAAACUGCUGGUACAUUGAAGGUUAGUAAAAACUGCUCUUUUGACAUCUAAGAGAUGAAGAUUGUUUUGAGAGGAUUCCUGGCAGAAUUAUUUCUUGGUUCAAGUUUGCAGAUGAAGAAAUGUAUAAGUUUUAAAGAUUACUGAAUCAGGGGGAAAUCUUAGACAUGGAUUUCUAUACGACAGUACUUGUAAUUCGCUUAUCCUUCUUGCAGUUGUUAUUGCAAUGAGAAAAAAGAUUUUUGAGGGAUAACAUUUUUAUGAACGACUCACCUAUAGGACCAAAGAAAAAUGUGCACAGACUAUAGACCAGUCCAAAAAUGGAAG
Molecule: messenger RNA, 2382 nt
Organism: Hyla sarda
Lineage: Eukaryota; Metazoa; Chordata; Amphibia; Anura; Hylidae
Gene: CIAO1
Product: cytosolic iron-sulfur assembly component 1
Exons: 8
Coding region: 159-1160 (333 amino acids)
Biological process (GO): iron-sulfur cluster assembly
Cellular component (GO): cytosolic [4Fe-4S] assembly targeting complex
Molecular function (GO): protein binding
Source: RefSeq, a predicted model, not a curated record